AUGGAGUUCUUCUUCUUCUUCGAGGUCUUCUACUGUGCAGCGAUCAUCCCUAUCAAGAUGAGCAUCUCGUUCAUGCUCAUCCGCAUCGCAUCCCGGAGAAAGGCCUACAUCUACAGCUUGUACACUGUCUCAGCCAUGUUCAUCGUCAUGAACUUGAUUGCGAUGCUGUAUAUCAUCUUCCAGUGCGCACCAGUGUCGUACGCUUGGGAUACCUCGACCCCUGGGGGAAAGUGCAACCCAGCGCAAACACUGGCCGACAUAUACUACGCGACGACUGCAGUCAACAUUGCGACGGAUUGGUUUUGCGCACUCCUACCCAUACCGCUGCUCUGGAACGUACAGUUGAACCGUAAUGCUAAGCUUUCGGUCGGCGUGAUUCUCGGUCUCGGUGCAUUAGCAAGUCUUUCAGCAUGCAUUCGUCUUGUCUACACUGUUAAUCUGACCAAUGCGACCGACUACCUUCAUGGUGUAUCUAAGGUGAUCCUCUGGGGUUACGCCGAGAAUGGCGUCGGCAUGAUCGUAGGAUGCGUCGCCACACUUCGUCCCCUCCUCCAGCGCGUACUCAAACUCGGAAGCAGCGGUAGCUCACAUCCCCACACGCCUGCAGCAGGCUAUGCGAAACGACCGGUCAUAAAGAGUCGUCUGAGUGGAAGAGACGAAGAGUGGGUUGCCCUGGAAGAUGGCCAGAUGGUCAAUAUGGUCCAUGGGCAAGGGAGUACCGGGAGUGAGGAAUACAUCCUGCCUGUGAAAGGCGGAGGCAUACAGGUUACCAGAAGCGUCGAGCAACGAUCAAGCGCCUUGAAAGACUAG
This is a messenger RNA of Alternaria infectoria, 810 nucleotides long. RefSeq lists its product as uncharacterized. The record is from RefSeq and is a predicted model, not a curated record. Bases 1 to 810 code for a protein of 269 amino acids. The transcript has 4 exons. Lineage: Eukaryota; Fungi; Ascomycota; Dothideomycetes; Pleosporales; Pleosporaceae.